Molecule: messenger RNA, 1612 nt
Organism: Musca domestica (house fly)
Lineage: Eukaryota; Metazoa; Arthropoda; Insecta; Diptera; Muscidae
Product: alpha-tocopherol transfer protein-like
Exons: 3
Coding region: 220-1146 (308 amino acids)
Cellular component (GO): membrane
Molecular function (GO): phosphatidylinositol bisphosphate binding
Source: RefSeq, a predicted model, not a curated record
ACAGUUGCAGAUUUAACUCCGUACGAGACGGUCGUUCGUACAUUCACUCUCGCUGUUGUUUGUUUCAUACACAUACCGCUUUUUUGGUAUUUCGGUUUCGUUCGAUUGGUCCAUCUAACGUCCAAUUCGUGCCCAUAGUUCCUGCAACAUUUGGAUUAUCCUUCCAAAACAAAUUUUUUGUGGAUUUUUAUAAAUUUAAAGCAAAAAAAAACUUUCAAGAUGAUGCUCACCCAGCCCACACCCGAACAACGCGUCAGCAUUCGCGAAGAAUUGCGUGAACCCGAAAACCAAGAGGAAGUUGAACGUGACAUUAAAUUGAUCCGUGAAUGGCUCGACACCCAACCCCAUUUGCCCAAGGACAUGGACGAUGUUCGUCUAACCAAUUUCUUGCGCGGCUGCAAAUUCAGUUUGGAAAAGGUCAAGAAGAAGUUGGACAUGUACUAUACCAUGCGUACUGCCAUUCCCGAGUUCUUCAGUGAACGUGAUAUUGCCCGUGAAGAAUUGAAUCUGGUCUUGGAUUAUGCACAAAUUAUCACUCUGCCCGGUUUGACAUCCAAUGGCCGCCGCAUCACUUUUAUUCGCGGUGUCGACUGUGAUUUCCAAGCCAGCCAAGUCAACGAUGCCAUGAAGGUCACCAUGAUGUUGGGCGAUGUUCGUCUGGCCGAAGAGUGUGUCGGCAUUGCAGGUGAUAUUUUCGUUUUGGAUGCUGCCGUUGCCACCGCCUCUCAUUUUGCCAAAUUCUCGCCUACCGUCAUUAAGAAGUUCUUGAUUUGUGUCCAAGAAGCCUAUCCCGUUAAGGUCAAGGAAGUCCAUGUCUUCAAUACCUCACCCUUAGUAGAUACCAUCUUCAAAUUCGUCAAGCCCUUCGUCAAGGAGAAGUUGCUCAGCCGUGUCCACUUCCAUCCCGAUUUGGAAAGUCUGUACAAGAGCGUGCCAAAGGAUCUCUUGCCCGAAGAAUACGGCGGCAAGGCUGGUAAGAUCAACGAUUUGAUUAGCCAAUGGAAGGCCAAGUUGGCCGAUUACACUCCCUGGUUCAAGGAACAAGAAUCCAAGAAAUCCAACGAGUCCCUACGUCCCGGCUCACCCAAGACCAGUGAUGAUCUGUUCGGCAUGGAGGGCACCUUCAGACAAUUGAACAUCGAUUAAACCAGCAACUAACCUCAUAACGCCACAUCAACCCCAAAAAGUAGCUACUCCAGGGUGGAUCCACGCUUUGGACGUACACCUCAAAACCUGUUUCGUUCGAAUGUCUGGAUUCCACCCUCCAGGCUGCGUUAGUUAUAGUUUACCCACUCAUUUCGUACGACAUGUUGCCCAAAUUGUUAGUCUUUAAUGUUUGUUUUAUAUCUUUCGUGACGGUCCGCCGCCGUGUUGUACGAGGUGCUACCGUAAACUGACGUAUUAUAGCUUAAUUGUGUGUUUUAGGUUUUUGUUUUUUGUAUUAAUUAAACAUUGUAUUCUUAGUUUGAAAACUUAUUUGCCCUGGCUUUGCCGCUCAGUUCUCAUUUUCUUAGAAUUAUUUGAAUUCAUUAAAUCCAUCAUUCGUUCUUCGUUUUUUAUAAUUUUAAUAAAGAAAAAUAUACCAAAUAAAUAUCAAUGGAAACUAUGAAAA